This is a messenger RNA of Ascochyta rabiei, 174 nucleotides long. RefSeq lists its product as uncharacterized. Bases 1 to 174 code for a protein of 57 amino acids. NCBI's taxonomy places the organism in Eukaryota, Fungi, Ascomycota, Dothideomycetes, Pleosporales, Didymellaceae. The transcript has a single exon. The record is from RefSeq and is a predicted model, not a curated record.
AUGGAUGUCGACGCCAAGUCGUCCGCAAAGAAGCCCAACCGCGGCCAGAACGACCGCAGGACGAAGAACCAGCGCGCCCGCAAGCCGAGAAACUCGAUGACCUUCCCCUCGAGCCGCGGCAAGGGCGCCCUGAAGCCCUUCACUGGCAAGGGCCGAGUCAGCAAGCGCAAGUAG